This is a messenger RNA of Xyrauchen texanus (razorback sucker), 1431 nucleotides long. RefSeq names its product 40-kDa huntingtin-associated protein-like. The coding region runs from base 127 to 1137 and encodes 336 amino acids. Gene Ontology annotation, cellular component: early endosome. Gene Ontology annotation, biological process: vesicle cytoskeletal trafficking. Lineage: Eukaryota; Metazoa; Chordata; Actinopteri; Cypriniformes; Catostomidae. The transcript is spliced from 12 exons. Gene Ontology annotation, molecular function: protein binding. The record is from RefSeq and is a predicted model, not a curated record.
UUUUAUGUAUAUGUCAUUAGCCAAAUAAAAACAGGUUUCCAAAUUAAACAUUUCACUCAACAGCUUGUGCUAGACCAGACUUUCAGCAAGUAACCAAUCAAAUAAUAUUUUAGCCAUGAGCAGCCAAUGGGAAUUCGUGCAGCAGCGCUUUCAGGUUCUCGACCACUCCUACAACUGUCAACAAUGGCAGCAGAGGGAGAUUUUCUAAUGCGCUACCGAGCGGUGUCCAACAAACUGAAAAAGCGUUUUCUUCGGAAGCCUAAUGUCGCUGAAGCAAGUGAACAGUUUGGUCAACUUGCCAAGGAGCUGAAACAGCAGGAUUGCCCUCAGUAUGCUGCCUUCUGUAAUCUAGCCAUAGCCCGGUGUGAACAGACACUCUUUAAUGCUCCAGGAGAAGCCCUGGCUCUUACCGAUGCAGCCCGACUCUUUCUGGCCUCUGAACAGGAAACUAGAGCACUGAGAGCCCCAGGCUUUGAUGAGAACAUGCAGGCAGCAAUGAACUGCUAUAGCUUCGCCAUUAAGGUCUAUAUUGAGAUGAAUCAUCCUGUUAUGGCGGCCAGUCUCUCACUGGAGCUUGGUAAUGCUCUGAAGGAGAUGAACAGACCCAGCGAGGCAAUGGUUCAUUUCCAGAGAGCUGCAGAAUUGCAGAUUGCGAUUCCAAUCGAGUCUCUGCUUUCACUGUGGGAGAUGGCCUUCUGCAAAAUACUGACCCGUGAUUAUGAUGGUGCUCUUGCAGUGCUGUCUGAGAUGCAGCUUAUGUGUCAGGAGAGAGGACUACAGCUACCUGGGACCAACACCCCUGUGGGUGCAUUUAUGGAUAUCGAAGCUAAAUGUGAAAUCUCCAGAGUAUUACUGCUAUUGCUGCUUGAGCCUCCCCCUCAGAAGCUAUUACCUGAGCAGGCUCAAACACUUGAACGAUACGCCUGGGGAUCAUUUGACUCGCACACUCGGGUAAACUUCCUCCCAGAAAAUGUGUUCCUCCUUCUACAGUCAGUUGUGAUGGCCUGCCAAGAGAAGGAUACAGAAUCUCUGAAGGCUCUUCAGACAGAACUAUGGCCUCUCCUUUCAGCAGAACAGAAUCAUCUCCUCCACUUAGUGGUUCAAGAGAGAAUUACACCUUCUGGUCAGGGCUUAUAAUUCAGUCCCACUCACCACCCCCACAAAACAAAUCUUGUUGGAACAGUCCCAUGCCAGUGCCUGAUGCAUUUUGCAUGAGGACUGUAGAAGGUCAGUGGACCUAGUAGAACUGUACAUACACAUGUGAAAACAGAUUUAUCCUCUAUUGACAUGCUUAUGUUUCUCAGAAUUGUUACUUAUACAAACUGGUUUCUAAGAAUAAAACACAUUUUAUACUGCAUUUAGAUUUUAAAGUAUUUGCAGUAGAUUAAAAAUUUAUUACAAAAAUGCUUUGGUUGUAUAUUAUUUAAAGUU